UAAGUGCGAUCAUUGAUAAUCACGAAAAUUUUUCUCAGUGCGACCGUCUUUAAUAUUAUUUUGUUAAUUGGUGGUCAAGGAUCGAGCUUUCUGCAUUAUGAGAUAUGAAAGUUACAGCAUCGCCGAGACUAAAAUGCGUAAUAAUUUUUUCAGCAAAUUUUUAUAUGCUUGCAGUCAUUAAAAUGCAGAUCAAGUGUCCAGCAGGUUCAACAUGAUCAAUACCGGAAAGUUAUGCAGAUUUGUAAGACAAGAUCUAAAACUGAUAACAAUCACAGCAAUAAUGAUUCAUCCAGUGAAAGUGACGAUAGCGAUGACUCUUUCGUAGAUGUGUUUGGCACAAAGUUCUUUAUUACAAAUGUCGGCAACAAGUUCUCCAACAUGCAGUCUUGGAAAGAGCCUAAUAAUGAGAAUCGUUAUUCAAACGGAAACCGAAGAAACAGCAAUAAUCGCGAUUUCAGCUAUUCCAAUGGAGGUAGAUCGAACUAUGACCAUAUGUAUGAUGACUUUGAGAAUCAUAGCAAACAACAAGAACAAUGCAUUAUCCAGUGUUUCUUCAAUGAAUUAAACAUGGUGGAUCAAAGGGGAUUCCCUGAGCAAGUCUCGAUCAUUCAGUUUAUGACACGUAACGUACACAAUCCAGAACUACACGAUUUGAUAGAGGAAGCUGUCAUAGAAUGUUUUCAUUAUUUGGAUUCGGAUGUGAGGCAGAACACGUGUUAUUUCUCAGAAAAUCUCCUGACUUGUUUAAUUGAUAAAGGAAAAGAAAGAUGUGAAGAUUGGGAUGAUUGAUAACAUUGUACAGAGAUAUCUUACAUCUAUAUAAUAAUCGAC
Cyphomyrmex costatus is the source of this 831-nucleotide messenger RNA. RefSeq names its product Odorant-binding protein 59a (gene Obp59a). The coding region runs from base 232 to 789 and encodes 185 amino acids. The record is from RefSeq and is a predicted model, not a curated record. The transcript has 5 exons. Gene Ontology annotation, molecular function: odorant binding. Lineage: Eukaryota; Metazoa; Arthropoda; Insecta; Hymenoptera; Formicidae.